Messenger RNA from Salvia hispanica, 1204 nucleotides. Its product is annotated as DTW domain-containing protein. Lineage: Eukaryota; Viridiplantae; Streptophyta; Magnoliopsida; Lamiales; Lamiaceae. The record is from RefSeq and is a predicted model, not a curated record.
GAAAAAGAAAAAAAACAGAACCAAAGAAUCAAUGGCUGGUAGAUUCAGUUAUAUUCAUAUUAGGGGAUGGGAGGCGUCGAACUCAGACGGAUGUUAGGUAAUUUGAACCAAGAGGCCCAAUUUAUUUAUGACUUGGAGAUCCAUUACAACCUAAACCUAAACCUAAACCUAAACCUAAACGAAAUGCUUGCCUUCUCUAAAUUACAACAGCAAUUCUACUCUCCCAUUCUCAAUCAUUUAUCCUUGAACAACAAAUUCCAAUCCCAGAUGCUGACUACAAAGAGACCCACUUGCCCAUCUUGCUCCAAACCGGCCACCAUUUGCCUCUGCAACCGCCUCCCAUCUCCGCUUCCCCACAACUCUGUCUCCGUCACCAUUUUACAGCACACCCUUGAGAAAAACCACCCUCUUAACUCCGCCCGAAUCGCCAAAAUUGGGCUCAAGAAUGUCGAGAUAGUUAGCGUAUCAGAUGUUAAUUUCGAGGCCCAGUUCUUUAUACGGCCACUCCACCGUCAAUUCUGUGCUUUCGAUUUCACCAUUGCAAAAUCCGGUACUUGCAAGAUGGGAAUGAGCUUUGAUGAGCUAUUGGCCUCGGGCGGUGCCGUGGAUGAGAUAAGAAGAGGAUUCGUGGUGAAAAAAGUGAAGCACUCGGAAGGGCGUGAUGAAUUUGAAACCGCAGUUCCCUGUGGAUCAGCUCUCUUGUUCCCCAGUGAAAGCUCUGUUGACGCCGGGAGCAUAGAUUUGGAGGUGAAGAAUCUGAUUGUGCUGGACGGAACGUGGGCCAAGGCGAAGAGAAUGUAUAAGGAGAAUCCGUGGUUGAGGCUGCUGCCGCAUAUAAGGCUAGAUUUGGAUAGAGAUAGAGUGAGCUUGUACAACGAGGUGAGGACUCAGCCGAGGGCAGGCUACUUGUCCACCAUCGAGAGCAUCGUGUAUGCGAUGAAGGCUGUGGGUGAAGAUGUCGAUGGAUUAGAUGGUCUCUUGGCUGUCUUUCAAUCUAUGGUUGAUGAUCAAAGGCGAUGUAAAGAUGAAAGAAUGAGCAAACCAAACUCUUAAUGUUUUACACUUUUUACAUGUAAUUAAAUGCCAAGUCAUCACUUUGGCGAAAUUCUACUUUGGUGUUUGGAUCGGUUAUACAAAUUAUUAGCUUCUUCAUCUACAAAGCUCUUUCUCUUUAAUGAAAGCGAUCUAGAACAAGUCUCGUGGU